UGCCAAAAAAGCGCUCACGAUGUCGUAACAGUAUAUCUAAACCAAAUCCCCUAUAGAAACCCACUCAAACACACUAAUCAUUGCCAAAAGUUGCCCCCAUACAAUUUCUUAAUCGUAAUCAAUCAACAAAGUAAAACUAUGGGUUCCCCAGCACCAAGAAAGCUUCUUGUUGUGGACUUCACAAACGAAGAACUGAAGCCGGGUUCAAGCUCUUGGGCAUCGGCAUGCAACGAUAUCCAGCGUGCCCUCGAAAACCACGGCUGCUUUAUAGCUUUGUACAACAAAGUUUCUCCCGAACUUGAUAAGGCCAUCUUUCAAGCAGCUGAUGAUUUAUUUGACCUCCCGACCGAACUCAAAGUCCAAAAUAUCAAUGAAAAACCUUACCACGGCUACAUUGGCCAAAUUCCCUUUGUUCCACUCCAUGAAGGCUUAGGGAUUGAUUAUGCCACCACUCUUGAUGGAGUACAAAGCUUCACUAAUCUCAUGUGGCCCAAAGGAAACAAAUCUUUCAGUGAAAGUUCAUUUUCAUUUGCAAAGACAGUGGCGAAGUUAGAUGAAAUGGUAAUAAAAAUGCUGUUCGAAAGCUAUGGUGUUGAGAAAUACAGCGAUUCUCACAUAGACUCGACCAGAUAUCUUCUUCGGUUCCUUAAGUACAGAGCCCCAGAAGCGAAUGAGACCACCAUGGCUUUUCCUUCUCAUACUGAUAAGAGCUUUUUGACCAUCCUUUAUCAGAACCACAUUUCUGGCUUGGAAAUAAGGACAAGGGAUGAUGAAUGGAUCAAAGUUGAUUUUCCUCAAAAAUCCUUUGUUGUGAUGGCCGGGGAUGCCUGCCAGGCUUGGAGUAAUGAUAGAGUGCUUUCUUCCAACCACAAAGUAACCAUGGACGCCAAUGGAAAAGAAACAAGGUACACUAUAGCCUUAUUCUCAUUCCUCAGCAAGAUGGUGCAAGUACCAGAAGAAUUAGUUAAUGAUGAAAAGCCACUGCAGUUCAAACCAUUUGUCCAUAUAGAUUUGCUCAACUUUUACGCCACUGACCAAGGACGGAAAUCACAAAACAUCCUCAAAGAUUUCUGUGGUGUUUGAAGAAGGUCUAUGUUGUGGUAGUGCCAUUUCAAUUGUAUGUAUGUGAACAUCCUAAAGUUGAUGUACUAAAUAAUUGCUACGUCUAUGAGUUCUUGGCUCAUUUAACCAAGAGGGUCACAUCUGUAGCGUUUGGUUGAUUGUCAUGUAUUUCCUGUAAGAAGUUUUAUUCUGGUUUCAUAUCCACAAGUCUGAUUAAUGUAUGGUCCUGAAAAGAUGAUUGUAGUAACCUAUAUCUUGUAUGAGAUCUGUGCGUGCAUUAUUAUAAGAAUCAGAAUCAGAAUAGGAGUGAGA
This is a messenger RNA of Coffea arabica (coffee), 1374 nucleotides long. RefSeq names its product probable 2-oxoglutarate-dependent dioxygenase AOP1. NCBI's taxonomy places the organism in Eukaryota, Viridiplantae, Streptophyta, Magnoliopsida, Gentianales, Rubiaceae. The record is from RefSeq and is a predicted model, not a curated record.